AUGGAACCCAAUCCGAAACGCCGGAAGCGGUCACCAACUUCUUCUUCUCCUCUUGGCACUGCUGCUCACAAUGCAACUGAUGACAAUAUUGACAACAACAAUGUUGUUUCCAUCAUUACGUAUUCUGGAGGUUGUGCCUUUGGCGACCCCAAGUUGUUGACAACGCCUCUGCACCAUCACCUACAUCUACAAAAGUGCAUACAGCUGCAAAAAGUGAUCUUUGCGGAUGGCCUCGAAGCUAUCGACAAGGAUGCAUUUGUACGCUGUGAUUCUCUUGCAAACGUUACGAUUCCAUCUCAUGUCAAAUCAAUAGGUUCACACGCGUUCCAAGGGUGCAGAGGUUUACGGAGUCUUCAAUUGCUUUCAGAGGAUGAUGCUGGCAAUGAUGGCAAUGAUGGCAAUGAUUGUUCUUUGGAACAAAUAAAAACAUCCUCAUCGUCGGCUACAUUGCAACGAAGAAGCAUCAUCAAUGUUCCUUCAAGCCCAUCCUUCCAUAAGAAAUCCACAAGUUUGGUGACUAUUCAUAUGGCAGAUGGUCUGAGAUAUAUUGGUAGCCAUGCGUUCCAAUAUUGUACGUCAUUGGAAGCUGUCAAAAUUCCGUCGACCGUCGAGUGGAUUGGUGAGGGCGCCUUUCAAAAAUGUUCUUCCAUGACGGAAGCCCUUUUCCAUGAACAAGGAGUAUUGGCGUACAUUGGCCCCCAUGCAUUUGCCGAGUGUGCUGCCUUGACAAGCAUCAAGGUCCCUUCCACUGUGACAUUCUUGGCAGCCAAGACCUUUUGUGGUUGCCCAUCGUUAAAAGAAGUUAAAUUGCAAGAAGGACUCAAGGCUGUUGAAGACAAUGCCUUUGCGGGCUGUAACCGAUUGGCACGAAUUGACAUUCCAACCUCGGUCGAAACAAUUGGAGGUUCGGCGUUUUCCGGAUGCUCGUCCAUGAGACGAGUGGACAUGCCAGAAACUGGUUUGUUAAGAACCAUUUGCGCCAAUGCUUUUUCACAUUGUAUCAGGUUGGCAGGGGUGCAAAUACCAUCCACUGUGACUCAGAUUGGCAGGGCAGCAUUUUCGAACUGCAUGUCCUUGGUCCAAGUCGGAUUGCCCGAGGGAAUUACAAGUCUGGAGCAUUCUGUGUUCGAAUCUUGCUCCCAACUAGAAAGAAUCCACAUUCCAGCAAAAGUGGAAAUCAUUUCCCCUUGCUCCUUUCGUCAAUGCAAGUCUUUGAUGGAUAUUGCUUUGCCAGACAGCUUGGUGUCUAUUGAAUGGGGUGCCUUUUCAUACUGCUCGUCCCUGUCCAAGAUUCAAAUUCCAAAGCAAACAAAGGUGAUUGAGAAAGGGGUCUUUGAGCGCUGCGAUUCGUUAAUUGAACUCGAUCUUCCUAAGGGACUCAAUGAUCUACGUCAGGGCGUAUUUCGCGAAUGCAAAUUGCUACAGACAGUCCGGUUCUCGUGUGGUGCACUCUUGGAUCGAUUUGAUGAAAAAGUCUUUGCCGAGUGUACUUCGUUGGUCCAAGUGAUUCUGUCCGAGGGAUUGACAGAAAUUCCUCGAGAGACAUUUUUUGAAUGUCUGUCAUUGAGAAGUAUCCGAACUCCUCGCACUCUCAAGAAAGUUGGACCCAGCGCCUUUUUCAAGUGUCUUUCCCUCACUGCCGUGGAAUUUCAAAAGGGACUACAGCAGAUUGGAUACGAAGCCUUUGCUGACUGUAAAGGAUUGACAACAGUCAAAAUCCCUUCUACAGCAGAGGUGAUUGAAAGCCGUGCGUUUGACGGGUGCAUAUCGUUGACAAAAGUCGAUCUAGCGGAAGGCUUGUUGACUAUUGGAUCACGGACCUUUUCGUUCUGCUCCUCUCUCUCCAGCAUCAAGAUCCCUUCGACAGUGGAGAAAAUUGGACACUUGGCAUUUUCUCCGUGUAAAUCUCUAGUGUCAGUGGAAAUUUUGCGUCGUCAAGAGGAAACGGAGCUACAAGGAGAAGUGUUUGGGACUUGCGUAUCCCUCUGCAACAUUUCGUUUCCAAAGUGUAUGAUGAAGCAGAUUGAUACCCCUCCAGUCUUCCUCUCGGCAGGCUGCUUUUGUCGCUGUAGGCAUCUUCAGCGACAUUGCAGCUCACAACAGAGUGUGGGACAACUGGUGACAACUCGAUUUGACGACUAUCCAAUCCACAGGCUAUGCUAUUAUUCAUCCGUGACCAAGGCAGAUGAUCUACAUCGUCAACUUGGCUUAUCGCCUUACUGUCAAGAAAGUAUCGGUACGACUUUAGAGGAAUUGAGACAGGGCGACAAAUGCCAGCAGUUUGUUGUGGAUACCUUUGAGAUGACACCUUUUCAUAUCCUACUGUCAUCAUCAACCAAACGAAAAGACUUGUUGAUAGCAUUGUUGGAUGCCUAUCCCGCUCACGUGCUUGGUCGGCAAGACAUACGUGGGAACCGUGCUAUGGACUACUUGAACUGCAAAUUGUGGACGGAUUCAGUCAAAGCAUUGAUGCAAUUGACACUGGAACGAUACACGGUGGACCGGUUGUCUGAUUGGGGCUGCGAUGAAUGGAGCAGGCGUAUGUCAAGUGAGGUUCUGGCAAUCUUGCGCGAAAAUGACAAGGAACGAAGGGAAAACGCUUUGAAUGAAACAUAUGAUACCAUGACCCAAUACGAGCGUUUGGAGAGUGUAUCAGUAUUGGAACUGGCCUUGUGGAAAUCAUCCAUGGGGCCAUGCCGUGUGGACGAAGACAUUGGUGAUGGUGUGGGUCGAAAUAAUGGUCGAGUACGAUGUGGAGCAUCUUUUGUGGUUCCAAGUGUCCUUACUUUUCUAUGGGAUUGA
This is a messenger RNA of Cylindrotheca closterium, 2802 nucleotides long. NCBI's taxonomy places the organism in Eukaryota, Bacillariophyta, Bacillariophyceae, Bacillariales, Bacillariaceae. The record is from the annotation of a GenBank genome assembly.